AUGCUAGGAGCUAUGACAGCCAAGGCCUUCGAGGACCCAAAGCGUGGUGUUCUCUACCGUCUUGUGAGCUAUCCCCCUCAGUGGGGCAUUGGGACUGUCCGGCACACUUGGGCGCAGUACUGCGUGCAAACCUUGAAUGACAAUCAAAUGCAACUUGCAACGGAGGAUGUGGGCUACUUUCCAAAAGAUCCUACCAUCUACCUCUACUGUUAUGACGAAGAGGAUCAUAGUUGGGCUGUUGAGGCUGCAGACGCCAUCACUACGGACACCAUGGCCAAUAUUCAAUGCACGAGCCGCAUCCAAAAUUCGGGAAAGCGGCGAGCAGUUCACAAGAUUGUGACCUUCUGGAUUUACCGUAGUCACGUGACGGGCAGCUUGCCACGCGAGUCGCGCUCCAAUGGCGAUUACAUCUUCGACGCCAUCCGCAUGCCACUUACAAGACUUCUAUUCAAGAUCCUACUCGCGGCCUGA
This is a messenger RNA of Ceraceosorus guamensis, 471 nucleotides long. RefSeq lists its product as hypothetical. The record is from RefSeq and is a predicted model, not a curated record. NCBI's taxonomy places the organism in Eukaryota, Fungi, Basidiomycota, Exobasidiomycetes, Ceraceosorales, Ceraceosoraceae. The coding region runs from base 1 to 471 and encodes 156 amino acids. The transcript has 5 exons.